AUAGUGUGUGUGUGCAUGUGUGUUGUUUGGUCUGCGUGUAACCAGUGCAGGUGUUAGUAGGAGGCCUGAUAGUGUCGUCUCUUACAGGGCUUCGUCGCUCGUCGUCAUGUCCUAGAAUAAAUAACCUUUUGUGAACAACAGAACAUGAAUGGAGACAAUAUCUAUCUAUCUAUCUACCUAUAUAUAAUUACAGAAUUAGUGACAAGAUUAACAGUGGAUUGAUUUACACAGACAAGGUGAAAUAUGGUGAAAGUCUCACAGAUUUCUGAUUCUGCGUUUUGGUGACACAAGCGAGAAAUGGAACUGAAAGUAAUUGUCGACGGCUUCAUCCGGGUGGUCUGUGGGGUGAGCGAGGAAACGACCUGCCAGGAUAUCGUCAUUGCCCUUGCACGUGCCAUCGGCCGGGCGGGUCGCUUCUCUCUGUUGGAGAAAUGGCGCAAUCAGGAACGUUCGUUACCACCUUGGGAGAAACCUUUUCUAGUUCUGCAGAAAUGGGGCCAGUAUGCAUCAGACGUGCAGUUUAUCUUGCAGCAAACGGAUACUGUACCUGCAACUACAAAACCUAAGGAAUGUCUCGAUAAAUCUGGUGCUUCGUCCAAUGAUGCCAUGAGGGCACAGAAUCUGUCCCCAAUAUCAUCUCAAGCUCAAGAUUACAGUGUGAAGAGGUCCUUAACUUUCAGUGGAGCUAUGUACAGUUCCCAAGAGAAACCAAAACCCUCUCGCUUACAUACACGGCGCAGCCUUCCUCUCAGUACCACAAAUGAGUCCUCCAUACCAUCUUCACAAAAUUCUUCCCAAUCACAUCAUCAUCAUCAUCAUCCUUAUAAUAACCAAGUCCCAAAGCAGCCACAAUAUCACGUUAAUUCUUCAUCACCAUAUCAGCAGAAUCGACCGGAACCAUCACAUUCAAAUCAACUCUAUACACAACACCAAUACCAACAAUCACAACAACAACAAAAAUUAUUUCAAAACCAACAUCCAAAUAUACAAAAACCCAUAUCUUCCAUUAAACCUCAACCAAAACCUCGAAAUCUUCCACUAAAACCUAUUAAUGAGAAACAACCAGUUCGGACUAUUGGUACUGUGUCUCCGAUACAGAGUUACAGUCAUUUGUCUCUAUCUACAAAUCAGGACUUACCAAACAGAAUAUUGCACAAUAAUGUUCCAGGACCGAAUUCCCAAAACAGAACUGGCAAUGCCGGGGAUUCGUCUAUGAACAACAAUUAUUACAGCAGAAAUACCAAACCUAUUAAUAAUAAUAAUAAUAGUAAUAAUAAUAAUAAUAAUGACAGUAAUAAUAAUAGUAAUUCUCACAGACAUCUACAGACGUUUAAAAGUGUUCAUAACGAUGUUGACAAAGUCUUGUCUGAGAAAUCGACUUUUAACGAGUUUAAGGAUAAUUCAGACAUUGACGAGGAUAAGAGCAAAGUGUUAAGUACCUUCCAUUCUGGCCCCAACAAAACUAUUUUGCAUGAUAAAAGGAUUCUAUCGGACAUCGAAGAAUAUGAUCUUGAGAAAAAUUACCCCUUUUCAGCCGUGUCUCCAAUGCCGAGCAAAACAGCCGAGUAUUACAGGAUCCAGGGACAAAACUAUGUUGACCAACUGACCAGAGACCAGGACCCUCAGAUUUUGUACCAAUUGAUUGAUCAACAGCAUAAUGAAAUUGAACUGAAAAAGACCAUAAUUAAGGAUUUAGAACAAGAAAUCGUCUCAGCUGAAGAAUUACUUGAAAACAAGAAAGAAAUUGCAGCUUUUGAAAGUUUGUCCAACAGUUACUCCGAGGAAUUGAGCGAGAUUGAGAGUGAGGACUGGCAAGGUGUUGUGGACAAGGAAUUCCGCAAUGGGGAAGCUUUGAAGUCGGAAUUAUCCAAUCACAGACAGGAACUUCAUAAUAUGGAGGAUCAGUUGCAAAUGGUUAACGGCAAAAUCGCUGACCUGAACAAGCAGCUGGAAUCCGAGGUGAACAAGUGUCAUGAGGAGAUUAAUACGAUACAGAAGAAGAUUGAAGAGGAGACGGCUGAAGAUGGGAAACGGGGGAGAAUGGUGAAUGAGUUGAGUGAGCAGGUGGACCAAGUGGAGAAGGAAUUCAAAGAGAAAGAAGAUAAGGAAACUGAACUGAUGGAGAGAGUGAAGGACUUGAACUUGAAGGAUCUGGAGAAGAGUUCGGUUGUCGGCACAACCAAAACAGCAGAGACUGGAACAGGUGAGGGUUUUGUUUUAAAGUUGUUGGAGAAGAAACAACAAUUUGCUCGUCAAAGCACGUCUGGGUCAAAAGAUGUUGCUGGAUGUAGGGCUUCACCUGAGAACCUGGUUCAAACCGAAGACACCAGUGUAUUGUCUGCUGAAGGUGUCUGGGUUUAAAAGGUCAACUGGAUUCAUCUAUGUGGUUUUUUUGUUUUUGUUCCUUUUUUGUUUGUCUGUUCGUGUUGGGAACGUCUGCAAUAGACUGGCAUGUUAUCAAAAGGGAGAUAAAUCUGGUCUCCUUAAUCUUAUUCAAUCUAGAUCUACAUAUCAAAGACCUUGGACUUUGUCUUGUUGAGGCAUUUGUCAUAGUGUAAAUAUUAACCGAGUACAACUAUCACCAUACAAAUAUUAACAUAAUAUAAUAUAUACAUAUAAACAGAAAUGGACGGUAAAUUAAUACCAAUAACAGCUUUUAUAUCAUUGAAAAAAAAAAAGAAAAUUAUUUUGACAGUUCAUAAAUCAUACAUUUUCACCCCCAUUCUCUACUACAGCUAUUUGGAAAGAUAAAUAGUGAAAUAUACCUGAGCAGGUAUGCUAAGGUGUUAACAUUAUCUCGCUGUCUCAGCAGAGGAUUCAACUUGUAACUUGAAAAUAAUGAAUCUUCCAUACAAUAGAAUAUAGAGCUACAGUUAUCAGACCGCUGCACAUACACGUACUGUCUACACUUUGAGCACUGCUCCAAAUGUUAUUUCACAUACCCCAUAUACGCAGCAUAUGGAGGACAGUGCACUGCUUUACAUAUAUACCCUACACUCUGAGUAGUGAUUAGAGGGUAUUGCUCCAAUAAUUAUAUACUUAUAGUACAUUCACCACAUACGCACACACUUUUUGGACUUUACAAAGAUCAAAGAACAGGCCAUCAAACUUCCAUACUCUGCAAUCGGCACUGGUCCACUUCCAGUCUGUAUGUCCUCCUGUCUCUUCAACCAUCGCUACUACAAUACGCUAUGCUCCACUGAACAUUGCCAAUUCUAUACCCUCUACGUAUAGAAUUUCAUUUUGUCUUCCCAUUCACCUUACCAGAAAGCAUUCUAAAUGCUCACCCAGUUUUUUUCCACUUCCAGAACUGCAUUGUCCCCCCGCCCCUUGGAAUCUGCCAUAUCCAUAUCUUCCCUUCGCACAAUAACCUGCAACAAUUCUAGCCAAUCAUCACUAGCUUCCAUUAAGGAGAGGAACCAAAACGGGGACUUCACAGUUUAACGGUCUCAUCUCUUUUUCACACCAAUAAAAGUAAUUAAGGAGAAGAACUAAAAAGGAGGUAUAUAGAGUUUGACACUCCCCCUCUUUUUCAGGCUGAUAAAACAGUUGAGGGGGCCAAAAAGGGAGCUAGAGAGUUUGAUCCACUCCUCCCUUCUUUUACAGACUCAUAAAAACUGUUAAGGAGAGAGGCCAAAAGGAGCAUUGUGGAGUGUGACCCCUCUCCUCUCUUCUUCAGACUGA
Messenger RNA from Octopus sinensis (East Asian common octopus), 3684 nucleotides. Its product is annotated as J domain-containing protein DDB_G0295729. The coding region runs from base 298 to 2361 and encodes 687 amino acids. The record is from RefSeq and is a predicted model, not a curated record. Gene Ontology annotation, biological process: signal transduction. Lineage: Eukaryota; Metazoa; Mollusca; Cephalopoda; Octopoda; Octopodidae. The transcript has 5 exons.